AUGGUCCUCAUCUGGAACGGCCUGGCGGCUGGAGACAGGGAGUAUUGUGCCAUCCUCGUAGCCAUCAACUCCAUUCUGCAGAUGGUGCUCUUCGCACCGCUCGCUGUUUUCUCCAUUGGAGUAAUCAGCGGUGAAGAGGGACAUCUGGAAGUGUCAUACGAGACCGUUGCUACGAGUGUCGGCGUCUUUUUAGGCAUCCCGCUUGGUGCCGCCAUCCUCACCAGAUUCUCCUUGCGGGCCCUGGCCGAAUCGGCAUGGUACGACAGAGUGUUUCUCCGAUUCGCGGCGCCGUGGUCUCUCAUCGGUCUGCUAUACACAAUCAUUGUCCUCUUCACGUCCCAAGGCAGGCAAGUCGUCCAUCAAAUCGUCUCCGUCGUCCGUGUCGCGGCGCCGCUUGUCGUUUACUUCGUUGCUAUUUUCUUUUUUACGCUUUGCAUAGCCAAGAAAUUCGGUUUCAGUUACCCUCUAUGCGUAACUCAGAGCUUCACGGCAGCGAGCAAUAAUUUUGAGCUUGCCAUUGCGGUGGCCGUGGCUACGUACGGUCCGGAGAGUGAUCAAGCACUAGCCUCGACUGUAGGCCCGCUGAUUGAAGUUCCGGUACUUCUGGGCUUGGUGUACAUUGUCCGGCUUGCUCGCGGGCGGUGGGCUUGGAAGGAGUAA
Messenger RNA from Scedosporium apiospermum, 660 nucleotides. RefSeq lists its product as uncharacterized. The record is from RefSeq and is a predicted model, not a curated record. Gene Ontology annotation, cellular component: plasma membrane. Gene Ontology annotation, biological process: arsenite transport; antimonite transmembrane transport. Bases 1 to 660 code for a protein of 219 amino acids. Gene Ontology annotation, molecular function: antimonite transmembrane transporter activity; arsenite transmembrane transporter activity; antiporter activity. The transcript has 2 exons. Lineage: Eukaryota; Fungi; Ascomycota; Sordariomycetes; Microascales; Microascaceae.